AUGCUCUCUUUCACUCGACAUGCUUUUCAUACAUUACGCAGCAUGACCCACCCGCUACUGGUCGUGGUGGGUACCACGGGCGUCGGAAAGUCGCAGUUGGGGAUUGAGUUGGCCAAAGCGUUGAAUGGAGAGGUUGUGAAUGCGGAUUCAAUGCAGGUUUACAAAGGGUUGGAUAUCGCUACCAACAAAGCAACAACAGAAGAACGAGAUGGUAUUCCACAUCAUUUAAUGGAUUUCGUGGAUCCCAGUCGAGAGUACUCUGUUUCCGAAUUCCAACGAGACGCACUGCAAGUGAUUUCCCAAAUCCAUUCUAGAGGCCAUACACCCAUUCUCGUCGGUGGAACAAACUACUACAUCCAAUCCCUCUUAUGGCGAGAAAGUAUCAUUGCCUCUGCAUCUGAACCCGAUUUGAGUGCACCGGAUAUACGACAUGAGAGUCUUGCUAGUCAUCCAUUGGCAGAUCGGAUGGCGCGGGCAUUGGAUGCUACGGAUCCUAAACGGCGGUCCAUGAAAGAGAUUGCAGAGUUUGUGGGGACGAAUGAAUUGGCGGAGUUGGUUUCUUGUGUAGAUCCUGUUAUGGCGGAGCGAUGGCAUCCUAAUGAGGACCGAAAACUUCGACGAAGUCUUCAGAUUUUUUAUACCACUGGAAAACCCCACAGUGAAUGGAUCGCAGAACAACAAGCUUCAACAAAGGAUACAUUGAGAUUCAAAACAUGUAUAUUCUGGCUUUACGCCGAUCCACCCGCCUUGUACCCCCGCCUCGACAAACGAGUUGACGAAAUGAUCAAAUUGGGUUUAUUCCCAGAAUUACUCGACAUGCGAAAAAAACUCGUUACCGGCCAAGUCAUUGGUACACCCACGCAAGACCACACCCCUUAUAAUUACACACGAGGGAUAUUACAAGCCAUUGGUUUCAAGGAAUUCGACACAUACUUUUCCCAUCUUGAAUCCCCUGGCGCGGAUACGGAUGUAGAUAGUCUUUGCGCGCAGGGUAUAGAGAAUAUGAAAAGAGCAACAAGGCAAUACGCUCGUCGACAAGUAACGUGGAUUAAAAAUAAACUUGCGACAAGGUGUUUUGGUGUAGAGGGUGUUGAGUUUUUUUUGUUGGAUGCGUCAAGUCUUGAUGGGUGGAAUCAAACCAUUCGAGAUCCGGCAAUCCAAAUCGCUAAAGAUUUCCUCGAAAACAAACCGACACCCUCCCCACACACCCUAACACCCCUCGCAUCAACCCUCCUCCCAACCCACUCCAAAACCCCACAAUGGAAAAAACAAACAUGUCCAGUUUGUGUCGACCGGGAUGGAAAGCCGCGGGUUUUGAAUGGGUCGUUGGAGUGGGAUGUACAUGUUCAAACGAGGGGUCAUAGAUUACGAAUGCAAAAGAUGGAUCAAGUGGUUUAGGGUGGUAGUAUAAUGGUUUUUUGGAGAGUUGUGUGUGUUUUUAUAAGUUAUUGUGGUAUGGUGGAUCGAGUAUGUAAUGUGAAUCAAUGAAUAAACAAAAAACAAAACUCGAUGCAUACGUUGACAUACGAAUCAUUCCUCCAAAAAAAGAAAUGUAUAUUAAAAAAACUAGAAUAUAAA
This is a messenger RNA of Spizellomyces punctatus DAOM BR117, 1578 nucleotides long. Its product is annotated as tRNA dimethylallyltransferase. Gene Ontology annotation, molecular function: tRNA dimethylallyltransferase activity. NCBI's taxonomy places the organism in Eukaryota, Fungi, Chytridiomycota, Chytridiomycetes, Spizellomycetales, Spizellomycetaceae. The record is from RefSeq and is a predicted model, not a curated record. The transcript is spliced from 10 exons. Gene Ontology annotation, biological process: tRNA modification. Gene Ontology annotation, cellular component: mitochondrion. Bases 1 to 1398 code for a protein of 465 amino acids.